Molecule: messenger RNA, 1255 nt
Organism: Vicia villosa (hairy vetch)
Lineage: Eukaryota; Viridiplantae; Streptophyta; Magnoliopsida; Fabales; Fabaceae
Exons: 7
Coding region: 202-1014 (270 amino acids)
Source: RefSeq, a predicted model, not a curated record
AGGCCUGCUCAUCCUAUGGUCGAGGAGAACCAGAAGAAAGAGAGAGAGGUUACAGAGACAACCUCGGCGUGUUCUCUUACUACCUCAAAAUCAAACCUUAGUCCACGACAAAACUCUUCUCCUUAAACCACAUCAUCGUAUAACGCUUCAGAUUCCUUCCAAUACUCAUAGCAAAUUUCAAACGCUUUUGUUUCUGUCGAUAUGCAAACAACGCGAUGGCGAAAAUUUUUGUCCAUGAAGAAUCACAUUAUUCCAUCCGUUGAGCAUUUCUCAGCUUUUCAUUCUACCCCGUGCUCCUGUCACAAAUGGAAGAGCAAUCCUGAUAUAAGAGGACAACAACCAUCUAAGAAUCAAAUCAAAUUUGUAACUCGUCAAAAGCGCGCUGAUGCAAAGAAAGCUCUAAAAAAUCUCCUUUACAAUAGUGGAUCCUCAAGAUUUUCAUUUGAGGACAAAGAAACAAAAUGGAAACAAGAUGGAAACUCCAGUGAUCGUUCAAACAGCCAUCCCAAUAAAGGACAACCAAAGUCCGGUCAAAGAUUUGGUGGAAAACCACAAAAGAAAACUAAGCAAAAAAUCAGAAGAGAAAGUUUUUGUGAGGACGUUGAUGGCCAUCCUGAACAGAUAUUUCAUGCAACAUUUGGUAACCGAUCUUAUACCUGGUCCUACAGCAAUAUGAGGGACUCUUCUUCUGAACACCCCGCAUACGGCUUUGAAUGGAGGGAACAGACAAAUUGGACAAACACAAACAAAUGGAAAAGUGCAAGCGAUGAUGAAUAUGACGUUAAUGAUAAAGAUGAUUCAUGCUUUGUAGGAUCAAGUUCUGAUAGAACUAUUCUUGGUUUGCCUCCAACAGGUCCAUUAAAGAUAGAAGAUGUUAAAAUUGCUUUUCGGUUAUCAGCUUUAAAAUGGCAUCCUGAUAAACAUCAGGGCCCUUCACAGGCAAUGGCUGAAGAAAAAUUCAAACUAUGUGUAAAUGCUUACAAAACAUUAUGCAAUGCUCUCUCCCCAGCUUAGAAGACACAAGAUGGCUUCUCAAAGCUUCCUUAAUCUCCAUCAAAGCUGGUCACUGGUGUAGCUCUAUAUAGGAUCAAAUUCAAUUGGUUGUACCAUUAUAGUAUAAUAAUCCUAAGAAUUAUAUUAUUUAGGCUCUGUCUGGUAAAAUUAGUCGAUAGCGGAUAAGUUAGUUUAUAGCUGAUGACUUAUAUAAAGUGGUUUCUUAAUAAUUCAUUUGCUUAUUGCAAUUUACCUCUUUGAU